Molecule: messenger RNA, 984 nt
Organism: Alternaria metachromatica
Lineage: Eukaryota; Fungi; Ascomycota; Dothideomycetes; Pleosporales; Pleosporaceae
Exons: 2
Coding region: 1-984 (327 amino acids)
Source: RefSeq, a predicted model, not a curated record
AUGACAUUGCUGUACACUAACGGGUCAAUGUUUGAGUUUGCGUCCAUAGACUAUUCUCCAGCUGAGGUUCCCUAUUUCGAUGAAGCUCGAGACCCAGGCUCGCUGAUCUCCGAAACAUUGUGCCUGAAGAAGCCUAUCGCGGUUGAGUCAAAGGUCGCCUGUGAGGCACGCGCUUGCGCGGUCCAAGAGAUGCGGAUGCUCAAUCGCACCAACAUCCUGCAAAUCGAUAAACGCUCUAUCUUCAAGAGCAACUUUACUCCCGAAGAAAUAGCAUUCCAGGAGAUCGCCAAGGGUUUAACCUUAGCAACGGCUGGCAACCGCAAUAGGAGAUCCGUCGACACUACGGACUCCAGCGGUAUUAUCGAGCACUGGCUAUUGGAUCCUAAUCUCAGCUCCUACGAAGCCGACAUUGACCCCGACAGGAGGGAGCCCGAGCCCCUUCAAUGGGUUGAUCUUAGCACAGUGCCGAUUGCAGUCUUCAACCAACGUUUGGAGAUGGCGAUCAACACUUACUGGGACAUCACACUCGGUGUAACAUUGCGCAAGGGAAACUUCACAAGAAUUCAAGCGGCCGACUUCGAAUGGUUUAGUGGGAGGUUUCCUAGCUUAAGCUACACUUGGAACACGACCAGCACCCACAACGUCCAACAUGCGGACGAGCGAUACAUCUGUCAUUUGUGGUUUGCAAUCAUUACCAUUGCAAUCAGUAUGUUCCUUGUGGCAGCCGCAUUGGUGGCUCUGAUUCUGGGUAUCCUCACCAAAGCCCCCGAUACAUUGGGCUACGUCUCUACAUCGGCGCGCGACAAUCCAUAUGUGACCACACACGUUGCAUCACAUAUCGAUGGGCUUGAAGCUGCGAAAGCGCUGCGAAAAGUACGUAUCAGGAUUGGAGAUGUGAACAUGGCGGCGGAGGUUGGACAUGUGGCAUUCGCCUCGGUGGAUAUGGGGCCCGGAGAAGUCUCAAGAAAGAGGCAGUACGAUUGA